Funneliformis geosporum is the source of this 762-nucleotide messenger RNA. The record is from the annotation of a GenBank genome assembly. NCBI's taxonomy places the organism in Eukaryota, Fungi, Glomeromycota, Glomeromycetes, Glomerales, Glomeraceae.
AUGCCCAGCAAAAUUGUUGUUCGACCUUCGGAGGAACGUGGAUGUGCAAAUCAUGGAUGGUUGGAUACUCAUCACACAUUUUCAUUUGCAAAUUAUUAUGAUCCAAAUUAUGAAGAAUUUGGAGCGUUACGUGUGAUCAAUGAAGAUAUUGUACAACCUCAAAAGGGUUUUGGAACCCAUUCUCAUCGUGAAUUUGAAAUUUUUUCAUACAUCAUUUCUGGUGAAUUAGAACACAAAGAUUCAAUGGGGAAUUUGGAGAUUCUUAAACGCGGUGACGUUCAAUUUACAACAGCCGGUACAGGGAUUUCCCAUUCGGAAUAUAAUGUUCAUAAAACACUUCCAGUUUAUUUCUUACAAAUCUGGGUAAAACCCGAUAAUCCAAAACUCUCCCCAGCAUAUCAUACAAAAAUGUUUUCCGACUCCGCUAAAGAAAAUAAUUUGGUCCAGAUUAUUUCUCCUGAUAAAAAACAAGUUCCGGAUACAAUUGGAAUUCACACCGAUUUUCAUAUGUAUGCCAGCUUAUUAGAUCAGGGAGUAAAGGUUACACAUAAAGUUCAAGGAAAUGCUAAUGAUAGAGAUAAUAAAAGGAAAUUAUAUAUUCAUGUUAUCGGAAAGGAGGGGAUGAAAGUUUUAAUUAAUGGAAAGAGUUUAUUGAAACAUGGAGAUGGUGCUUUUAUUACCGAAGUUGUUAGUGGUGAAGAAAUCAUUUUUGAAUCCGUUGGUAAUAGAACUGCUGAAUUCGUUCUUUUUGAUUUAGCCUAA